CAAAAUUGCACAGGAGGCACACAGACCACCCAGUGGACUCAAGGACUAUGCCCAGAAGUGUUGCUGUCGCUUAUAAAAAGUGGGUGGGGGUCAGGAAAGUGAGACCCCUGCUUAAUGCCUGGAAAGAGCCCACCCAGUGGUUGGUAGAUGAAGCCAGAGGCUCUAGGCCUGUGAUCCUCAAUCUUGCUGAGCAUCAGAAUCACAUGGAGAAUGUCAAAGACCCCGAGGUCCAGGUCUGUUCCAGAUCAAUGGGAAGAUGUGAGACAAGUAUCUGAAUUCUUUAAGUACAACCAGGGACAGGGCUUCUCCUACUUCCAAAGAGGAAACCUCAACCAGGGCCAUGAUACCACUUCCCCAUCAUCUGUGUGCUGCUUGGUUAAGCUAAUGCUGUGAGAUCCCUGGUCCCUUGUGGAGGAAUCAAGCUGACUCUUGGCAUGAGGCCCUUGCCUGGCAGGGGUUGAGAGGGACAUUGCUAUGGCUUCUCUGGAUGACCCUGGGGAAGUGAGGGAGGGCUUCCUUUGCCCUUUGUGCCUGAAGAACCUGCAAUCUUUCUAUCAGCUUCAGUCACAUUAUGAGGAAGAGCACUCUGGGGAAGACCGUGAUGUCAAAGGGCAAAUUAAAAGUCUUGUGCAGAAGGCUAAGAAAGCCAAGAACAGGCUGUUGAAACGAGAAGGAGAUGACCGAGUAGAAUCAGGGACACAAGGAUACGAGUCUUUCAGUUAUGGAGGGGUUGACCCAUACAUGUGGGAACCCCAGGAACUAGGUGCUGUAAGAAGCCAUCUUUCUGACUUCAAAAAACACCGAGCUGCUAGAAUUGACCACUAUGUUGUUGAAGUCAAUAAAUUAAUAAUCAGGUUAGAGAAGCUCACUGCAUUUGACAGGACAAAUACUGAGUCUGCUAAGAUACGAGCAAUAGAAAAGUCCGUGGUGCCUUGGGUCAAUGACCAGGAUGUCCCUUUCUGUCCAGACUGCGGGAAUAAGUUCAGCAUCCGUAACCGCCGCCACCACUGCCGCCUCUGCGGGUCAAUUAUGUGCAAGAAGUGUAUGGAGCUCAUCAGCCUCCCUUUUGCAAACAAGCUCACCAGUGCCAGCAAAGAUUCCCUGAGCACCCACACCAGCCCCAGCCAGUCACCCAACAGUGUCCAUGGCUCCCGCCGGGGUAGUAUCAGCAGUGUGAGCAGUGUAAGCUCCGUCCUGGAUGAGAAGGAUGAUGACCGGAUCCGCUGCUGUACACACUGCAAGGACACACUGCUCAAGAGAGAGCAGCAGAUUGAUGAGAAGGAGCACACCCCCGACAUUGUAAAGCUCUAUGAGAAAUUACGACUCUGCAUGGAGAAAGUUGACCAAAAAGCUCCUGAAUACAUCAAGAUGGCAGCAUCACUAAAUGCUGGGGAAACAACUUACAGUCUGGAACAUGCUGGUGACCUUCGAGUGGAAGUGCAGAAAGUGUACGAGCUCAUAGAUGCUUUAAGUAAGAAGAUCUUAACCUUAGGCUUGAACCAGGACCCUCCACCACAUCCAAAUACCUUGCGGCUACAGAAGAUGAUCAGAUACUCAGCUACACUUUUUGUGCAGGAAAAGUUGCUGGGUUUAAUGUCAUUGCCAACCAGAGAACAGUUUGAGGAACUGAAAAAGAAAAGGAAGCAGGAAAUGGAGAGGAAGAGGAUCCUGGAGAGACAGGCUGUCCUAGAAUCCCAACGACGGCUUGAGGAAAGGCGGAGUGACCUCGCAUCUCAUGCGGCCAACGGGGAGGUAGUGUCCCUUCGAGGGGGACCUGCUCCCCUGAGAAAAGCUGAGGGCUGGCUCCCGUUGUCAGGAAGUCAGGGGCAGAGUGAAGACUCAGACCCCCUCCUCCAGCAGAUCCACAACAUCACAUCAUUUAUUAGGCAGGCCAAGGCUGCUGGGCGGACAGAUGAAGUGCGCACGCUGCAGGAGAACCUACGGCAGCUACAGGAUGAGUAUGACCAGCAGCAGACAGAGAAGGCUAUUGAGCUGUCCCGGAGGCAGGCUGAGGAGGAGGACCUGCAGCGGGAACAGCUGCAGAUGCUUUGUGAGCGGGAGUGGGAACGAGAAAGAGAGCAGUUCCGGGCCGCGUCCCUACAUACACGGACUCGGUCCCUGGACUUCCGAGAAAUCAGGCCUUUUCAACUGGAGCCUGGCAGGGAGCCUCGCACCCACCUUGCCUGUGCUUUGGAUCUAGGCUUUUCCUCAAUUCAGAGCAGUACAGCUGUGGAGACCCCUUCGCCCUUGUCAGCUCUUGAACCAGUCAGAGUAUGGUCUGGGCCCCCAGCCCUUGGCCAGGAGUCCUUCCCCCAGAACACCGUGUUACAGCAAAAUGAGCUGGCCUCCCUAAACCCCUUCGAUGAGGAAGACGCCUCCAGCCCCACAGCGGAGGGCACCAGCAGCCCUCCUGCUGCAGAGCCUUCCUUUGGCCCCUCCGCCCGCAGCCUCAAAGAAUACAAUCCUUUUGAGGAGGAAGAGGAGGCUGUAGCAGGGAAUCCCUUCACUAACCCAGACAGUCCAGCACCCAACCCCUUCGAUGAGGAAGAUGAGCAUCCCCACCAGAGGCCCUCAAGCCCUCCUGUUCCUGGCAACCCUUUUGAAGGAGCCACCUGUACCAACCCCUUUGAGAUGGACAGUGACAGCGGGCCAGAGGGUGAGGAGCCCAUAGAGGAGGAGCUGCUCCUCCAGCAAAUUGAUAACAUCAAGGCGUACAUUUUUGAUGCCAAGCAGUGUGGCCGCCUGGAUGAGGUAGAAGUGCUGACGGAGAACCUUAGGGAGCUGAAGCGUACCCUGGCCAAACAGAAGGGGGGCACCGACUGACGCCACUGAUUGGGCAGGGCAUCUUUGAGCCCGGGGCCUGGCAGGAGCCUGUGGAGCAGGAAGGGGCUGGUGGCCUGGAUGGGGAAGGAGGGAGGGUGACAACUAAGAUGUGCACAGGUUAGGGCAGGGAAUUAGCUGUUUUGUGCUGUGCACUUGGAGGCUUUUCCAUUAUAGUUGAAUAAUAAAGGGGAACCAGAACAGGGAGAAUCAGCAUUCAUUUGCUGUACUUCCUGGGGGUUUUGGUUUUGUCUUUUUGUUUUUGAAUUGGGUUUUCCCUGUAGAAGGGAUUUUAAAUUUUCAUUCCCGAGUAUAACUAAAUGCAGUUCUGUGGGGCAGCCUUCAUGGGUCCAUUUGCUCCUGCCUAGUCUUUGGUCUUUAUGCAGUAUUAUAGGGCACUUUUCUUUAGUCAAGACAGACAAGAUGGAUUCCCCUGAACCUAACUCUGGUCUGACAGAAGUCUGUCCCCAUUAGGCUGUGGGUUCUUUCACCUGGGGCUUCCUCUGCCCUGCUGGGUACAUCACACCUGUGCAGCAGAGGGGGGAGGGGGGGUUAUUGCCCUGAAGGCAAUAGUUUAGGCCCAGGAGAGCCUAGCAGCUCUUUUUAAGCAGGGGAGGAGGGGGUGAUGUUUUACCAGGGCAUUUCCCUAUUGGUUUAAGUCCUUUUUUGUCUCUUUCAGGAAGUUAAACUUCCAGUGCAGGCGUAUCACUGGGUCUGACCACAGGCUGUUUAGAAAAUAGGAGUGGUGACCUUUUUGGUUGAUGGAGGCAGUAGUAUUUGGGAGAAGAAUCUCUACCCAAAUGUUCCUCUGAAUGAUGGAACAAUUUGUCCCCAGAGAAACCUCCCUCUAGAAUUUUGGUGAAAAUACCCUGAUCUGGGCUUUUUCAGAGGGUCCAGGCUAUAAUUUAGGAUUGGUAAUCAGGAAGCUUUUGUGGAACACUGCCAUGGGAGUGGAAGCUUCCUUGAGUCAGAAGAUAAAAUAAUUUUUAGGGCUAGUUGAUCAGCCACUUCCCUUUCGAUUCAUCCUGUUCUGACCUGGGGCACCUGUGAGGUGUUUUCCUACCUAUGUUUAGUAUUAAGGAAUGGGAGUGUUUGAAGAGGCACAACCCAGGAUCAUUCCAGUAGCACCACAGUACUUGAACUCUUUGUCAAUUAUGGGCAAAAAGGGAAAUUGUUAAUUUAGCUCCGGUGCUUUGGUUUACAGGAACAUAAUCCUUAACUCAUGUUGGACAUCAUGAUACCCAAGUGUGCUCAGCUCUAGGUAGAGUUCCUGCAAUUAUGCUUUUUGAUUAAAGAACAAUAACUAAAAAAAAAAAAAAAAAAAAAAAAAAAACAAUAACUGACCACUAGUCACUUUAUACCCCUUAACUAACUCUGGGUCAUACUUUUCACUAGUUACUGGUGUGAGAGCUGAGAUUCGUUUUGUUACCUUCUGGGAAGACCCCUGUUGGUCUUGAGAAUGUUGGAAAAACUGGUGUAAAGGUAGUCUGUAUUUGACACUAUUCACAUUUCUUUAGUAUCUGUUGGAUCUUUGGGCUGAAUGAAAAGAUCCUGCAUAGGGUUGUGGGAAUGGGAAGUGUGUAGAGGGUGUGUGGAGGACCCUUUGCAUCAUGGUUGUGUUCACAAAGGCAUAUGAGUGGAUUACUAGUGUCAACCAAGUUACCAGCCUUGCUGGUGGGUGUGGUGGUUGGAAAGUUGGCAACCAGGUAUCUAAAGUGUUGCCUGGUACAGGUGUCUUUCUUCCUUCUCGUGCCCUUCCUGCGGUCGUUAUGGAGGGCUUCAUGGCUGCCUGGCAUGCUUCCUACUGCUAGUCUCUCAGUGCUCUCUGAUUGAAGAGGAAGACACUGCACCAAAAGGCAGGUAGUUCCAGAAGCUAAAUGCUGCUUUCCAUCAUAAUUACUUUUCUUACAAGAAUGUAUCUCUUUAUUAGCUAGGGAUUUCAAUUCAGAUUAGUUUACUGAAUAUACUCUUUUCCUGAAAUCAACCCAGGUAGCAAUCUGUAAGUAACUAAGAGCAUUAAGAACCAUACAUAUAAGAAACAUUAUUUUUAAACUUAAAAACACUGAGUAUACUAAACCAAACUAAAACCUUCUGAUGUAAGUGAAUUCUUCCAUAGGUGUAUUCCUCCAUGAAUUUUUCCAUGGCUGUAUUCUAUAGUCAUAGAUGUGACAGGAGAUAGAAUUCUCUAUCCCUAACGUUUCCCAGAAUUCACACAGGCACAAAGUUGGAUUUACAGAGAUGGGUUAUCAUCAGGGCAAAUAAAGAUGGCCGAUGCAUUGCAACCACAGCUUCAAGUGCUUACCUCAUGUGAAUAUUUCACUCUUCCUGCAGUCCUUCAAAGCAAACAGCUCCAACUCAGAGAAAAUAAGCAAGUUCUCGAUACAGCAUUGGCAGAUCUCCCUAGACCUAGAUCAUGUAUGGAAGAGACUUUGGGAAUUCAGGCAUCAAAUGACGUUGGGUUUUUUUUUUUGUUUUGUUUUACGCCUUGUUUGUAUUUUUCCAUGUCUAAUACACUAAGGACACUUACUCAUUGUUCUUGCAGCUCAAUGUCUGCUGUUUGGAUACUUCUGAGUAUACUUCUCAAGGUAUACUUACGAGUCAUCAUGACCCAGGUGGUAGGUUGGACAUACAUUGGCAUAAUUAGGUGUUGGUACUCAAAGAGAGAAACUGGUCUCUUUACCAGGUUACAGCCUAUGGUAGCAGAUUGUACUGGUCAUCUGACAGUGACAGCUUGAGGGGCAUUGUUUGCAUGCACUACUCUGGGGCCUUGUAUUGGAACCUUUUUAAAAAAAUAAACUAACAGAUGUUA
This is a messenger RNA of Canis lupus familiaris (dog), 5629 nucleotides long. It is a transcript of the gene RBSN, whose product is annotated as rabenosyn, RAB effector. The transcript has 12 exons. The record is from RefSeq and is a predicted model, not a curated record. NCBI's taxonomy places the organism in Eukaryota, Metazoa, Chordata, Mammalia, Carnivora, Canidae. Gene Ontology annotation, molecular function: metal ion binding. The coding region runs from base 475 to 2823 and encodes 782 amino acids.